Molecule: messenger RNA, 877 nt
Organism: Guyanagaster necrorhizus
Lineage: Eukaryota; Fungi; Basidiomycota; Agaricomycetes; Agaricales; Physalacriaceae
Product: meiotic nuclear division protein 1
Exons: 10
Coding region: 1-672 (223 amino acids)
Biological process (GO): reciprocal meiotic recombination
Molecular function (GO): double-stranded DNA binding
Source: RefSeq, a predicted model, not a curated record
AUGAGACAUCGCGUGGCCGUCGAAUUCGAGCCGCGCGCGCCUGCCUCUAGUUCGAAAAUGGCUCCACGAGGCCUCUCAUCUGAAGAGAAACGCGUCAAAUUGCUCGAAAUCUUCCAUGAAACUAAAGACUUCUACCAGCUGAAAGAGCUCGAGAGGCUCGGUCCGAAAAUGAAGGGAAUAGUUUCGCAGUCUGUAAAGGAAGUUCUCCAGUCGCUCGUUGACGAUGGGCUGGUACAAGGUGAUAAAAUUGGCUCUUCGAAUUUUUUCUGGAGCUUCCCAUCCCAGCAUGGCGCAUUGAUUCAAGGGCGACUGAAUGCAGCUAACGAGCAGCGCGCUGCAAAUCAGGCUCAGCUCGAUGAGAUCAAAGUCUCCAUUCAAUUCGAAAAGGGUUUGCGGGUAGAAUCUGAAUCCCGCACCAAGUCUUUGGAGAAACUCGUGAUUUUGAAAAAAGAGUUAUGCAAGCUGGACGAUGAACUCGGCGCAUACGGUGCCUGUGAUCCCGUGAAAUUGGAAGAAACUAAGCGUGGCAUCACCUUGGCCAAAGAAGCUGCUAUUCGUUGGACCGACAAUUACGGUGUUCUCAUGUCUUACUUUCUUCGGCAGUCCCUUGUGGAAUCUAGUGAGAUUCGACGGUACCUUGGCGUGGAUGAUGAAUAUGAGGAUAUAUGCUAGCUUUAUUGGACUUCCCUUAUCAAAUUCCGCCCGUCGCUUUUCACUCAAUGUGUCACCUCUUUGGGUUUAAGUUUCAACCCUCAUGCCUGUAGAUCAGCAUCAGUUGCUCCGCAUCACCGUGUAUAAUAGUAAAGCCUAGUUCAGUGGUGUGUUGGUAAAAAUUCAGUCUCACGAAGUACUCUUGAAACAAACUUUUGUAUGCUUG